AGUAUAUGUAACAUAUCGUCAUCAUUGACACGUAUAUUCACGCUUAAUCUUUGUCGAAGCUCUGCACGGAAUGCUAUGUAGAAGUAUCAAAACAAAUAUAUAAAGAUGCUCUGUGGAAGAACAUUUAAUUCAUUAAUACUAUUUAGUUUAAGGCACAAUUUAGAAUAUGGUGUCCAAUUUUAUAGUGUGUUUCCUCCAAAUUUUGUAGAACCAAUUUAUAAGAAAGAUGAGCAAGAAGUAAUAUUUAAAGAAACAGCAGAUAAAAAAUUUGCUCAUGUACCAAUAAAACCAGCUUAUACUUCUGCGACAUGUUCUGAAUUUCAUGAUAAACUGGUUAGAAAAUUCACAAAUUAUAUUAUGAGAGAAGGUAAAAAACAGUUGGCCAGAAGAUUAUUAGAUGAAACUUUUGAAAAUAUUAAGAUAAUAAAAUUGAACGAAUAUUACAAUAGCCCACCUGAAUAUAGAGAAAAUAUCAUAUUGGACCCAAAAAUAAUUUUCUAUCAAGCUGUAGAAAAUUGUACACCUGUUUUAGAGCUACGGAAAAUAUUAAGAGGUGGAAUAACUUAUCAGGUUCCUGUACCAAUGAAUGCAAAUAGAGCUCAAUUUUUAUCUAUGAAUUGGCUAAUUCGAAGUGCACAAGACAAGGGGAAUGCCGAAAAACUUCCUGAUGUAUUGGCGAGAGAGAUUAUUGAUGCUGCGAACAAUAAAGGACGAGUUAUUAAAAAGAAACAUGAUUUACAUAAGCAAUGUGAAGCAAAUCGAGCUUAUGCACAUUAUAGGUGGUUGUAGAAAAAAGGAUAAAAAUAAAUUUGUUUUUUGUUUGUA
Molecule: messenger RNA, 825 nt
Organism: Bombus huntii
Lineage: Eukaryota; Metazoa; Arthropoda; Insecta; Hymenoptera; Apidae
Gene: mRpS7
Product: 28S ribosomal protein S7, mitochondrial
Exons: 5
Coding region: 106-789 (227 amino acids)
Biological process (GO): translation; ribosomal small subunit assembly
Cellular component (GO): ribosome
Molecular function (GO): mRNA binding; structural constituent of ribosome; rRNA binding
Source: RefSeq, a predicted model, not a curated record